Molecule: messenger RNA, 3613 nt
Organism: Candoia aspera
Lineage: Eukaryota; Metazoa; Chordata; Lepidosauria; Squamata; Candoiidae
Gene: HNRNPM
Product: heterogeneous nuclear ribonucleoprotein M
Exons: 15
Coding region: 1253-3088 (611 amino acids)
Cellular component (GO): ribonucleoprotein complex; cytoplasm; nucleus
Molecular function (GO): mRNA binding
Source: RefSeq, a predicted model, not a curated record
GAGCUGCCGCGAGCUCGCCUGAGGAGGAAAUGGCGGCGGUUGCGUCGGGCUCAGCCUCCGCGGCGGGUUUGGAGAGCGGCCCCAAAAUGGCGGAGACAGGAGUCGUCCCCGGAGGGGCCGGAGGCGGCCUGGCCGCGGGGGGGCCGGCGAACGGGGCGGGCAACGGCAUCGCCGACGGAGCCCCAAAGAGUGAAGGUGAAUGGCCCAACCAGAAUGAGAAAAGGAAAGAAAAAAAUGCUAAGCGGGGAGGAGGAAGUCGCUUUGAGCCGUACGCCAGCCCUUCGAAGAGAUAUCGAGCCUUCAUUACCAACAUCCCCUUUGAUGUGAAGUGGCAGUACCUGAAGGACCUGGUCAAAGAGAAAGUUGGUGAGGUAACAUACGUGGAGCUCUUAAUGGACGCUGAAGGAAAGUCAAGGGUAAGUUUUUGAGAGCAUUUCUUCCGUGGAUUUUUACUACAUGACAAAUAUAUGUUAUGGUGGUGUGUAACCCAAUGAGUUUGGGCAAGACAGCGUGUAUGUGGUAGAGUGGUUCUCUCGUUGGCAGUGCCCCAGAGCUGCUUGGGGGGGGGAGGGAGGUGGAAAGGGGCUUGCUAGGCCCAGCAGCGCCCCUGCCGCUGCCGCUGCGCUCCUUGGUGUUUGGCUGUACGAUUUAAGCAUGGAUCCUCGUGCACCUUCAUUGGCAUAUCAAUGUCCCAAACUUAGCUUAAAUGUUUUCGUGUGGUUCUUGUUGCCGACCUUCGUAAGCUCGGUGUGGAAGCAAGGUUGUAUAAACGUCAGAACUUCAUGGUAGUCUGUGUCUAAAUGUAAGAACGAAAGUAGCUGUUUGUGGGCCUCUGUGCUUCUCAGCUCAGCGGGAGGAUCUUUCAGCACCUUCCCGGAAGGCCGAUUUUGGAGGAGAGUGGGUAGGCGUUGGCUGGCCUAGAGGCAAGUAGGAGUUAGAAGAGGAGAGAGAGGUCUCUGAGAGAAAUUGGCGUCUGUUCUGCCGAUCACGACUUCUGCGUCACCCCUGGCCAUGUAGGCUUAGCUUCUGGAACUCAGGCGAACAGCAGUUGUACUGUUGUUUAAACGGCAGCCUGGACCUUGCAGUUGUAACCCCAAACGAGCCUCUUUUUAAAAUAUCUUAACACCAUUCUGCAUUUAGCUCUUGACUGACUUCUACUUUUCUGUUCCCUUUCCCCCGCCCCGUGUUUUGCUCCCGCCUACCUGACUCUCAACCUCCACGCUGUCAGGGCUGCGCCGUGGUUGAAUUCAAGAUGGAAGAGAGCAUGAAGAAAGCCGUGGAGGUGCUCAACAAGCACAGCCUCAGUGGGAGGCCCCUGAAGGUGAAGGAGGAUCCUGAUGGCGAGCAUGUCCGAAGAGCUGUACAGAAGGCCAUGGCAGCCUCUGGGAGCGGGAUGGGCAUUAGCCCUGGCCCUGGCGGCCCCGGGAUGAUUAACAUCCCACCCAGCAUUCUCAAUAACCCCAAUAUCCCUAAUGAGAUCAUUCAUGCCCUGCAGGCUGGCAGGCUGGGCAGUACCGUCUUUGUGGCCAAUCUGGAUUACAAGGUUGGCUGGAAGAAGCUGAAGGAGGUGUUUGGCAUGGCUGGCGUCGUCGUCCGUGCAGACAUUCUGGAAGACAAGGAUGGGAAGAGUCGUGGGAUCGGCACCGUCACAUUCGAGCAAGCCAUCGAAGCUGUCCAGGCUAUCUCUAUGUUCAACGGGCAGCUGCUCUUCGACAGGCCGAUGCACGUCAAGAUGGAUGAACGAGCGUUGCCGAAAGGGGAUUUCUUCCCUCCGGAGAGGCCCCAGCAGCUUCCUCAUGGCCUUGGGGGGAUCGGCAUGGGGCUGGGGCCGGGAGGAAUCCCGAUAGAUGCCAAUCACCUGAACAAAGGGCUGGGCAUGGGUAACCUCGGCCCCGGAGGAAUGGGCAUUGAAGGCUUGGGCUUUGGAAUGAAUAAAAUGGGAGGGAUGGAGGGCCCCUUCAGUGGAAUGGAGAGCUUGGGCCGUUUUCCUUCCGGAAUGAAUAUUGGCAGGAUGAGUGAAAUGGACCGUGCGAUUGGAGGCGGCUUUGAAAGAGAUUUCCCAAGAAACGAAAUGGGAAUGCCCCGUAGUUUUGGAGACACUCUGGACAGAGGAAUAGGGGGUGGCGGCGGUGGCACCACGAUUCCUGCCAUUGACAGGAUGGCCCCUGGGCUGGACCGCAUGGCCACCAGCAUUGACAGGCUCCCCACCGGGAUAGGUCAUGGGAUUGAGCGUGUGGGCUCUGAGAUGGACCGCAUGGGGCUGGUGCUGGACCGCAUGGGCUCUGGAGUGGAUAGGAUGGGGUCGGGCAUCGACCGGAUGGCUCCCCUGGGUCUAGAUCACUUGGCCUCUAGCAUCGACCGGAUGGGCCCUGGGAUGGAUAGGAUGGGUGCUGGCCUGGGCUUUGGCCUGGACCGCAUGGGCUCGACCAUCGACCGGGUGGGCACUGCCAUGGACAGGAUGGGCACUGGUGUGGACAGGAUGGGUUUGGGCUUGGACCGCAUGGUCCCGGCAGGGAUGGGCCCAGUGAUGGAUAGGAUGCCCGCAGGGCUGGACCGCCUUGGAGCGGCCCCCAUGGACAGGAUGGGGCUGGACCGCUUGACGGCCCCCAGCAUGGACAGGAUGGGGCUGGACCGCAUGGGCGCAGCUGCGACCAGCAUGGACAGGAUGGGGCCGGCCUUGAGCCAGGGCAUGGGGGCAGGGCUAGACAGGAUGGGGCUGGCCAUGGGGAGUACCUUCGAGAGAACCAUGGACAUGGAGCGGGGGAGCUUCGCUGCCGGGAACUUCGCUGGCGCCCUGGGAACUGGAGGACCCGUUGCUGCCCCUGCCGCUGCCGGAGUGGCCAGGAAGGCUUGCCAGAUUUUUGUGCGGAAUCUUCCUUUUGACUUUACAUGGAAAAUGCUGAAAGACAAGUUCAACGAAUGCGGUCACGUACUGUAUGCAGACAUCAAAAUGGAGAAUGGGAAGUCCAAAGGGUGCGGUGUGGUGCGGUUUGAGUCUCCCGAGGUUGCUGAGCGAGCCUGCCGCAUGAUGAACGGCAUCCAGCUCCGUGGCCGAGAAAUCGAUGUGCGGAUUGACCGGAAUGCUUAAAGCCUAGCUUGUUAAAAUGCUGAAGCUGGGGGCGGGGGGAGUGGGGAUUUGUAAUUCCUUCUUGUUUUUUUUUUUAAUUUGCUUGGAUGUAAAGAUGGUGAGACAACUUUGCUGCUUUCUGGAGUAAUUUUAAUUCCCUUUUUAAAACCGAGGGUGGCUCUUUCUAUUUUGUCUUUUUUGUUUUUUUGCAUUGAAACUUUUUAACAUGCACAAUUCUGGUUCUUUGUAGUGAUGCCACCUUGUUGAAUUUAAAGACUUGUUGCACUGUGUCUUGGGUAGUACUUUUUCCAGGAACUGGUGGCUUUCAAUUCCUGCCCACUCCUGGCUGGUGAAAGGACCUCACGGAAAAGCUCUUUUGAGGAAUCCUAGUGCUGAUGAUUUGUGUGUCCGUUCUCCUCUGGAAAGUAGCUUGUUUGGAAACUUUUACAGACUGAAGUGUUUGGAAAUAGUAUGAAUAGAACUUGAGUCCGACCAAAACCGUGUCCUGUACGAGAUCUGUUGAUAUUAAAAGCGUUUCCCUGUGAC